Coccinella septempunctata (seven-spotted ladybird) is the source of this 1303-nucleotide messenger RNA. RefSeq names its product E3 ubiquitin-protein ligase Rnf220 (gene RNF220). The coding region runs from base 208 to 1254 and encodes 348 amino acids. The transcript is spliced from 2 exons. Gene Ontology annotation, molecular function: ubiquitin protein ligase activity; metal ion binding. Gene Ontology annotation, biological process: protein ubiquitination. The record is from RefSeq and is a predicted model, not a curated record. NCBI's taxonomy places the organism in Eukaryota, Metazoa, Arthropoda, Insecta, Coleoptera, Coccinellidae.
GAGGUUAAUCCACAGAACACAAAUUAAUCUUUGUUAGUGUUCUGUGCGCUGGACAGUACUGACGGAAACCAGGUUUUCUAUGAGAGACUCUGAUCGUCUAACACAUCCUGGGUUUUUUCUUUACUUUCCAUAGUUUAUAUACAUUUUUUAUAAGCGUCAGUAGAGGAAGAAAAAUGAAAGGUUCUGUUUUUCUCUUGGUUUUAUAAAAUGGAUGAAAAUCAGCCUAGUACUUCUGGAUGUAAUGAAGAAGCUGGUAGAGGGUUCAGACUCAAGAGGAAACAAGUUGAUCCUAUAGUUUGUCCUGUAUGUGGAGUAACCCUCAGAACUUCAGAAGUUGAAAUGCAUUUAAUGUCAGAGAUAGAAAAACUCAAUAAAAUACCUCCACCAAAGGUGCGUAUCAAUGGAAGAAAUAUUCCAUCAAGCUCUUCUUCCAAUUGCACAUCAAUAAGAAACACAUCAACUUUACAUAAGGACAAAAAAUGGGAAAUAUAUCAGAAAGUGCGUUCUAAUAGACAGUCAAGACAAAAAGUUAAAUCGAGAAAAAGAAAAAGUGAAGAAAUUCUCUGUCCAAUUUGUAAUAAAGAUAUAUCUUCUACUACUGAAGACUUGAUGUUCCACGUAGAGAUGUGUUUGAGGAGAUCAGAAUCAUCUAAUGAAAAUGAAGACAGUGGUGAAACUAUAGAUGUUGAAGCUUUCGAAGAAUAUGAAUGGGCAGGGCAGUCUAGAAUUAGAGCAACUUCAUUACUUCCUGGAGGAGUAUCAAGCUUAGGCUCUUCAUUAACAAUGGUGGAUGAUGAUGAAGAUUUAAAUGUUGAAGAUGUUGAAGAUACACAAAUGUAUGGUGCACCCCAAUAUUCAGAAUGUGAUAUAAUUUUGCCCUGUGGUGACAAAGACAAUUUAGCCUUAAGGAAAGCUGUUAUUGGAAGUGACCCAAUAAUGGUGAGUGAUAUACCAGAAGUUAAUUCUUGUUCACAGGAUGAGUCUGCAAAUAAAUGUGGAAGUGAAAAAGGGGCAGAUCCCAUAGUUCAAGUUCUGAAGGCUAAGAUCCGUGAACUUGAGAAUCGUGAACAAUUUAGAGAAGAUAAUUAUAAAUGCUUAAUAUGUAUGGACAAAUAUCGUACUCCUGUGAUAUCUGUUUGUUGUUGGCAUGUACAUUGUGAACAGUGUUGGCUGCAGACGCUAGGGGCAAAAAAGUUAUGUCCUCAGUGUAAUAUGAUAACUUCACCUUCCGAUUUAAGAAGAAUUUAUAUGUAGAAAUUUUUAAAAGACUACCACUGUAGAAAUAUAGGUAUACCCUUCAAAA